Molecule: messenger RNA, 9280 nt
Organism: Anastrepha obliqua
Lineage: Eukaryota; Metazoa; Arthropoda; Insecta; Diptera; Tephritidae
Gene: peb
Exons: 3
Coding region: 1224-7499 (2091 amino acids)
Biological process (GO): regulation of transcription by RNA polymerase II
Cellular component (GO): nucleus
Molecular function (GO): DNA-binding transcription activator activity, RNA polymerase II-specific; RNA polymerase II cis-regulatory region sequence-specific DNA binding
Source: RefSeq, a predicted model, not a curated record
AGUGUUAAAGGAUACGUUCGUUAUGUGCGCACUGUAAUAUACCAACGGAUGCAUCUACAUAAAAACAUAUAUACGACGAAUACAUCCCCCAAAUUAAAGUAGCAACAGUGAAGUGAACCAAAGUGAUAUACAAAUUUAGCCAUUUGUAAUACUGUUUUACCCUCAAAGCAUAGAAUUAAAUUGGAAAAAAAGAUAAGAAGACACAUUGCUACCUUUAACACCGACCCCGGCUUUCUUCACCGCCACUCAUCUCUUGUGUUCGUGAAUAAUUGUUGUUGUUUUUUUGUGUGUAAAUUUUUAUCGUCUUGCAGACGUCGUCGUAUUGCGUACGCGUCGCACUGCGCUGCGCUGCUAUACUCUGAACUGAAGUGAACAGAAUUGAGCUAAGCUGCGGUACUUCAAUCAAACUCAUCGUGACGCGAAUGUAUCAUUCCGUGUGCGCCCGUGAACAUGUUUACAUCCAAUGCUGGAACAACGGGUUGCUGAAAUUGUGGAAAUAAAGUGGAGUUACUAACUUAAGCUAAUAAAGUAAAAUCGAUUAAGUGCUCUGGAUGCUCACAACAAUAACAAAAAACGACUUGAAAAUAAGACUUUUUGAAAAAUUUCGAAAGUGAAGUGCUUCAAAUUUAAUUCAACAACUAACUACAUAUAUAUGCAUGUACAUAUAUUACAUUUUACCAAACAUAGCAGUGCUCUCUAAAAAGGAAAAUAAUUUAACAAACAAAAAAGUUACAGCCUUCGAAAAUUAAAAAAAAAAAUUUUAACUAGUGACGAAUAUAAAAAUUAAGUGAAUUUCUAUAAGCUUACCAAAGGAUAGCUAAGCACCCAAAUACGAGCUAAUACAAUAACUAAAAAAAUAUGCUUUAAAUAUAUAAGAAGUAUUUAAGGUUAUGAAAUAUAAUAAAAAAAUUGUUACUGUGAUCAAAGUGUUUAAAGCAAAAUAAAAACAUUUGCUGGCGUGACAUUUCUGCUCAAGACCAACCAACAAUUCUGGAAUAAAAUUGGCUAAGAAAAAACUUUGCGCAUAGCGACUAAUAAAAAGAUUCUAUUCAAAUAUGUACAUACAAAUGUACAUCUCAGUUUUGCUACUAAAAAUAUUUGAAUAAACGAACCAAUUCCACGGCAGCGUCCAAACGACACGCGACUGCGGGCACACGCAAACACAUACAUACGCACUUACAGUGUGAAUAACAGCAGCAAAAAUAUCGAAUAGCAACAACGAAAUGCUCGCCGCAGCAGCCACUGGUACACAAUCAUCAUUGGAAGCCAUCCAAUCGAACGUCACAAAGAUGGAACGACGUGACUCAUCGACGUCGGAAUCAUCCUUGGAACAUUUGGAUUUGGGACGUACACCAAAGAAGCUAAGCUCACACUCAUCAGCCACAUCCACACCACAUACGGCCACCAUUGGCAACAACAACACAAACAAAGCCAACAGCAAUGAACCAAAUACAACAGCAGAUGCCACGAGUGCGAUCAUCACAUCAUCCUCACCAUCGGAUCGCACUAGCGCUAGCGGCACCAAAACAUUGCUGUCUCACAAACGUCGUCCGCACGACUCCGACGAGGCUAAUGAUUAUGAUGAUGAUGAAGAGGAGUCGCCAGAUGAGCAGCGCAACAAACAGAAUGCGCUCAGCUCGCGAUCACAGCGACAUCACAAGCGUCGCUGCACAGCGCCGCGUCUAGAUAAACGCACUAGCGUGCAAUUGGAAUUCAAUGCGGAUGAUCCCAAUUCACUGCGUAAGAAGUUUCGCUUCAAUCGUAGUGCAUCCGCCACCGAACAAAUGACAAAUAAUAAUGAGUCUGGUUUCGUGGACGCCAGCUGUAGUAGUCAUUACCUGAAUGCAUCGGCAGUAUCCUUGGUGGCGGCGGCCGCAGCGACGGCAACAACAUCUGCUGCAUCCGCAUCGCUUAUGGGUAUUAACUCGACGCCACCUCAUAAUUCAAUGUCGGCAUCGACCUCAGCUUCUGCCUCGGCGAACGGUUCACACAGCUCAUCGUCGGCUGCUUCGUCACCGCGUGGCUGUGGCACCGGCUUGGCUGCAUCAUCCGCCUCGGUGUCCAGCCCAGAAUCAGGUAUCGGUGAUAGAGAACGCGAGGACAUGAAGUUUGUGUGCACCAUUUGCGAUGUGGUGUCGGCGACGCGACACGAGUUCACGAAUCACAUACGUUGCCACAACUACGCCUCUGGUGAUACGGAGAACUACACAUGCGCUAUCUGUUCCAAGGUGCUCUCCUCCGCCUCAUCACUGGAUCGACAUGUGUUGGUGCACACUGGCGAACGACCAUUCAAUUGCAAGUAUUGCCACCUCACCUUUACCACCAACGGCAACAUGCAUCGGCACAUGCGUACGCACAAACAGCAUCAGCACAAUCAUCAUCAUCGCCGCAACUCGAAUGGAACAAAACAUGCCAGCAAUAGUCAUAACAACAACAGCAACAACACAGCACAGUCUAGCAAUGCGACUGGCGCGGCUGUGAGUAGCGGCGCCGCAACCAACGCCUCCACUAACACCGCCACCAACACCACUUAUACGCAAUUAAGCCAUGGCUUGAUUAGUGAAGUUGUCAAAUCAUCAACAGCAGCAGCAUCAGCGGAAGCCAUGGAAGCAAUGACAGCAGAUGCUGGUACGGCCGCUGCGGCUGCCACUUUGAUAGGUAGCGCUGGCGGUGCAGGUGUUAAUGGUAAACGCUUACAUAGCAGCGGCGUAGAAAGUUGCGAAAGCGACGGUGGUUGCUCUACAGACACCUCAUCAAGUGCCAUUAGCAUUAGCUCAAAUCACAAUCAUAACAACAAAAAUAAUAACAGCGACAACAUUAACAAUAAUGCCGCCAACAAUAACAAUAAAAAUAUUAACGCAAAUCGAAAUAGUUUAGAUAGUUUUAAGCGUAAAUUCAGUGAUCUACACGAUGAAGCCGACGUUGAGGCUGACGACACGACAAUGAUGUUAGCGUUGAAGCGACGCAUGAAGACCACCAUAAACAACAACGUCAUCGGCGAGGAUGUGCAUGCAGUUGGUGCUCCUGUCGACCAUAAAACUGAAGGCGACGCAGUCGUAACCAAAAAAAUGCAUACAUCCUCCUCUGCAUCGGCGGCGUCAGAUGACGAGGACGCUGAGCAUAAGCCACACUUCCAGUACCCGGUUUGUCCUGUCUGCAAUGCUGAUGAAUUUGCGAAUAUGAACGCUUUGGAUCACCAUCUGGAGACUGCACAUGCUGAUAUACCAGCGAAGUGUCGCCUCUGCGCGGUGGUAUUCCGCAAACACAGUCAACUGAGCAUGCAUUUCUGUCCACAGAGUAUGCCCGGUAACGUUCAACUGCCGCUGAAGGAGUGCGUGAAGUGUAGCCGCAGCUUUCCCAAUAGCAAGGAUUUAGAGUUGCACACACGUGAAUGCGACUCUGCCGUGGUGCGACAUAAGCGGCGUAGUCGCAGCCUUAGCGAUAGCUACACGGUGCCGCCUCUGUCGGAAACCGAAAUCGAGGAGAAAACGAGUCUGGCACGCAACAACUUUUUUCGUCAGCUCUAUUUGCAAAGUCAAAAACCUUUCUGCGCACAGAGUAUGAUCUCACUGCCCUCGCCUCUGCACUCGGCUAACGAGGAGGGAGAUGCGGGUAAUGUAAGCAGCACCGAUAUCAAACAAGAAGCAGAUACUGAACCGACAGAUCAAUUGUCGAGUAACUUGCUCUCACAACAAUCGCACGACUCGAAAGAUUUGGCCGAUAUCCAAUCCAUACUCAAUAUGACUUCGUCAUCGUCCACUUCGAAUUUUCUGAAGAACUUUGAGCAAUCGGUGAACACACCUUCCAGCAAUUACAGUUUGGAUAAAGACGAGGAGGAGGCACAAGAUGCCUUUACAUCUGAGUUUCGUAAAAUGAAAUUGCGUGGUGAGUUUCCGUGCAAACUUUGCACUGCAGUUUUUCCGAAUUUGCGCGCGCUAAAGGGCCACAAUCGCGUGCACUUGGGUGCUGUAGGUCCGGCGGGACCGUUUCGCUGCAACAUGUGCCCUUACACGAUAUGCGAUAAGGCUGCGCUUGUGCGUCACAUGCGCACGCACAAUGGCGAUCGUCCCUACGAAUGUGCAGAGUGCAAUUAUGCCUUCACCACAAAAGCCAAUUGCGAACGCCAUCUGCGCAAUAGACAUGCGAAGACUACACGGGAGGAAGUGAAGCGUGCCAUCAUUUACCAUCCAUCCGAAGACUCAACCUGCGAAGAUCCCGCAAAAAAACUGCACAUGUUCUCUUCGCCCGACUUUGAUGAUGACAUGGAGUUGCAAUACCAGCAACAUCAUCCCAAAGAUCGUUCAACACCCGUAUCGCACCUUAAGGAAAUGUUAACCGCCGAAAGUCCGUCAGCGAAGCCAAUGAAGAUACAAGUAAAAAGUUUGGAGCAAUUACUUGAUAAGUCCACCGGUUUAGUCGGUAGCUACAAUGAGUCUUAUGAAGAACGCCCUGCGCCACCCAGCAUGCAACAUUUGGAAGCCGCACCAAUCGAUCUGAGCAUGGACGUUUUGGAUCUUAGCAAAAAGCCCGCAGUUAAACCGAUUGAAAAAGAGGUCGUGGCCGCGCCAAUGCCAAUGGCGGAAAACGGCAUCGAUGCUGAGAAAAAGCUCGAUAUUUUUUCGUAUGUUAAGGAGAAUCUGAAUAUGCCAAAAAUGCUUGAACUCUGGAGCUUGUCGGCCCAAUUCCCCUUCAUGCCCGACUUCCGUCCACUGAUGAAUCAAAUGUUCGCUGGCACUGCUGCUGGCAACCCAUUUGUACAGCCCGGUAUUGACAUGAAUAAAGCAAAUAUGCCCGCACCACCAAACAUGAGCGCUCCAAUGCUACCGCAUUUGAGCUCACUAAUGGCUGAUAAGCUAAAUACGCAUCCACAUUCUGCACCUGAUCCAAAUGUAUUGAACCAGAUGCUACCCAAAUCUUUAAUGACACCUCCUGCUCCCAAUACUAAUAUGAACAUGCCACGUCACUCGCACAUUCCACCGACUGUACUGCCAGGUGGACCUGUGAAAAUGGUCAUAAAGAACGGCGUGCUCAUGCCAAAGCAAAAGCAACGUCGUUACCGCACCGAGCGACCAUUCGCCUGUGAGCACUGCUCGGCGCGCUUCACACUACGCUCAAAUAUGGAGCGGCACGUAAAGCAGCAACAUCCACAAUACUACGCACAACGCCACCGCAGUGGGCAUCAUGCUAUGCGUGGCCGCGGCGCCAGCGGUGCGGCAGCGAUGAAUAGCAUCACCCACUUGCAGGCGGCAUUCGCUCAAGCGCACAAUCAAGCCGGUCAAGGGCAGGGCAAUGGACUGGGCGCCUCGCCUAUAUCCGAACAAGUGAAGUAUGCCAUACUAGCGCAGCAGCUGAAGGCGCGCAAGGACACCGACCUGCUGCAACAAGCUUUGGCACACGGCUCAAGCAGCAUAGGAAAUAAUCACCAUAUGUUGUUGAAUGCCACCGCCGCACUCGGACCGCUUGCGCCACCAAACGGGCUGCAAUUCCCAUUCAACCAAUUGGGUCAGCCAACCAACAUUAACGGCUCCAUCGAAGACGACGAACCGAAAUUGAUUAUUGAUGAGGAUGAAGAUGACGAUGAUGUCGAAGAAAUACUCGAUGACAACGAAGAGGAGGAGGAGCUACAGAUCGCUAACGAAAAUGUCGAAAAUAUGCGUAAAGCUCAGCCACAACCGCCUGCUGUUGAAGAACUAAAGAAUACGCCACCUGGCAGUGAGUGCACUAACGAGACGGCGAAGAAAGUGGCAGAAACAAUACUGGAGCAGGCUAUCAAAACCGGGCAAAAACUAAAUUCAGCGUCUAGUAAACCCAAUGCAACAUUAGCAGCCAAGCCUGCACCUGCUAAGCCCAUUGUGCCAGCAAGUCCUGCCGCACCCAUUGCACCUGUCACACCGGCCAAUACAAUGAAAGCCAUGAUCGCUCAAGCCGAAUCUGUCGGAAAAUUCCUAAAAGAAGUGGCCAGCUCACCGUUCAAAGACGAGUCUCAGGACUUGGUGCCAGUGUCCAAGCUGGUCGACAAUGCUACCAGCAACGCCGUUUCAUUCAACAACUAUUUCCGACCCAGUGACGUGGCCAAUCACAUGGAGCAAAGCGACGAGGAGGGCUUGGUUGCUUCCGGCAGCGCCAGUGAAAGCAAUAACUCCGGUACCGAAGAUGUAGCCACGCCAGUUGAACCGAAAAAGAAAUCUGCCUAUAGCUUGGCUCCGAAUCGCGUCUCAUGCCCCUACUGCCAACGCAUGUUCCCUUGGUCUAGUUCCUUGCGCCGACACAUACUUACGCACACCGGUCAAAAGCCAUUCAAGUGCUCGCAUUGUCCACUACUUUUCACCACGAAGAGCAAUUGUGACCGCCAUUUGUUACGUAAGCACGGCGAUGUGGAAUCGGCGGUGUCUGUGUAUGUGCCAACCGAAGAUGUGAACGAGCCGAUACCGGUGCCAAAGUCGGUCGAAGAGAUCGAACAGCAGCAGCGACAGCGCGAAGAGGAAAAACGGAAGCGCAAAGCCGAAGAGGCGCAGUUGGAACGCGAACGGCGCGAGAAGGACCAACGUUUACAGCACGAGCAAGAACAACAAAGCAAACUGCUCAAACAAUUGGCUGUAGCACAGCUACAACAACAACUUAAUGUCUCAAUGAGCGCAGCCAAUACCAGCAGCGCAGAUGCUGAUGCACGCGCCAAAGAGAAUCUUUCACAACUGAAUGCCGAUUUGCCCUACAAGUGUCACCUGUGCGAAAGCUCCUUUGCCGAGCGUUUCAACUGCCUGGAGCACAUCAAAAAGCAACAUGCACCGGAAUUUACGCUGUUGCUAUCCAAAGGCGCCAUCGCCAGCGAAGCAGAAGCCAACCAAACACAACUGAUCGAAGAUGAGGAACGACGCAUAGGCGAAGAAGUGAAUGGUUUCACUUCAUUGUUGCCCAAAUUACCAGCUUACACCAAUCGCAAGGUAAUCUGCGCCUUCUGUGUGCGACGCUUCUGGUCUACCGAAGACUUGCGGCGUCACAUGCGUACACAUUCGGGUGAACGACCAUUUCAGUGUGAGAUCUGCUUGCGCAAAUUUACGCUCAAGCACAGCAUGUUGCGUCACAUGAAGAAACACACUCAUCGUGGCCAAAAUGGCGUAACUGGUAGCGAUGCUUCCACCACCGGCAACAGUGGAUCCGACUUCUCAGACGAUGAACAAAUGCCUACACCGCCCACGUCUACGCUCAACAAUACCGUCACGACGGCAACGACAACAGCCAAUGCGAUCGCGUCCGCAUCUGCGUCUGCGUCGGUGACUGCGCUGCGUACACCGAAAAUACAGGAGUUGCUGAGCAAAGCAAAUGAGUGGCGUAGCAGUAAUUUGGGUGGUGAGCAGAAGGAGAAUAUUGCCGAGGAGCAGCCAAAUGGAUUGCAUAACGAUUUAAUUGGUAAUCUGCUGGGCAUCAGCGACCAAGGUAUACUAAACAAAUUACUCUCGUCUGCCGAUGAAGCGGCCAAACUAUUGGGUGUGGAGAAGUGAGCUGCUAGUUUUGUAGGUCAACUGAGUGAUGAGCUACGCAGAAUGCAGUUUACUUUGCUGCUCAAGCCUGCAUUGACUUUAUCUAGUCAAAACUGAAACAAAAUAUACAACAAUACAAUUAAGACACACAAAUAGCACUUAAAAAAUGUAAAAAUAAACGGCUCAGAACUUGAAGCCAUUAGGCAGCUAGCGCCAAAAAAAAACCAACGUUUAUCGUAGAAAAGCAAAGUCAUGCAAGUUUAGUAAUAAAGUUAAUGCCUAUAAAUAUAUGAUAAUACGUACAUAAUCUAAUAAAUACCUACUUAGAAACGCAGAGUAAGAAAUGUAGAUAUUCAAAAUGUGAAAUUUGUAACAUUUUCGCCAAGCAGGAUAAAUGAAUUCACUAUAAAAAAAUAAGUAACUCCUACGCUAAGAUCGUCUGCUAGGGGAUAAAGUUGCUAAAUAUACUUACAUGCAUAUAAAUAUAUAUGAAGAGCACACUUUUCCAUGUAUUUUUGUGUAGAGCAAAUAAUUUAGCCCCCACUUGUCAACUGGCAUUCGAUCUUUGCAGCCACUUGCACCCAUACAUACACACAUAUUUUAUGCAAUUGAGCCCAAGUUUUCUCGCGCUUUAAAAUUAACUGAUAAAUUAUUUUUUUAUUGCAUACAAAACUAUUCAACGAAACCUAAACGUAAGUCCUUUUAACGUUGCUCUGAAAUUCAGAGCAUCUCAUUUCAAUUAUAAGCAGCCCUUUUGCAACAAAUGCGCCGCCGCCAAACUUACACUGCACCCUUAGUUUCUGUGUUGCCUGCGGAUUAUUAUUAGUAAAUUUAGUUUAGUUAGUUACUACUUACCUACGUAUAAAGCACAAAAGUGCAAUUGUAAUCAAAUUCACCCACAAAAUAUAUACCAAAGCUUUUCUACAUAAUAAAUAAAAAUGUAAAAUAUUAUUCAUAAAAGUAUCAUAAAAAUAGCAGCAUAGACAUCCUUUGCACAGUUAGCAAAAGUUGAAAUACUUAACUUACGUAAUUUAUUUAGCGUAUCGAUAUUUGUAUGUUUUUAUAAUACAAAUUUUUUAAUAGACUUUUGCCUAAUUUUGAGGUUAUGCUUGACAAAAGAAAAGACUUAAAAUAUAUAAAUGUUUUAGUAUAAAUACUUAGGUGAAUAUGUUUAAGCAACGAAGAGUAACUGUAAAAUUCCUUCAAUACAAUUGACAUGUACUUAAACGAAUAUGAAAUGAAGUGAAAUUUAGCAUAGGACACAAGCACUUAAUUGAACAAUUUUGUAUGUAUAUUUGAGUGAGGCCUUCAAACCGCAAAGUGGCUUAAAAGAUACUUACAUAUUUAAUGCGAAAAAAAAAACGAAAAUUAAUUACAAACCUAAAGUACUUAAGCUAAUGUAGUUUACAAACCUAACCUGCGGAUUUUACUUAAAAUUAUCUUACGACCAAAUUUUUUUAAGUUUUAUUUGUCGCUUUGUACUUAUUAAUGCUAAUUUUAUUGGUGUUAUCCGCUCAUUUGUGUUUUUGGAGCGUAUAAAAUGUAAUUUUUUAUAAAUGUAUUUAUUGAAAACCAGCAGCAAGGAGAAGCUUAAAAUAUGGCCUUAAAUUACUCAAUUACAAGUUAAUAAAAAAAAGUCUAAUAAAAAACAAAACUUUAUACAGCAAUAACCAAAGUAUUCUUUCGUCAAAAUCUAAUUAGAAUUUAGUGCUUAUACAUACAUACAACUGAGAUAGUAUAGCUCAGCAUUUGAUUAAAAUUAAUAUAAUUGAAUUCUUUAAGAAAACAUUGAUAUACUUGAA